AUGGCAUGGGACGUGAUAUCCCAGUUAGGUACUGGGAAUAUCAAUAACGUUGACCGGGCUAUACCGACUCUAACUCACAGAGCAAAGCAUUAUAUAAUGUUCACAACGGUGCAGCAGUUCUUAUUAGCUGUCCAGAGAAGGCGGUCGAGAGAUACCAGCCAAUCACUGCGAAACGACAAACGAGAAACACAAGAUCGAUCCCACGAGGUACGAAGUCUGUCGGACCGCUACAUGAAUCAAUCGAUUGCGUCCACAUCAUCAGAACAUGGUCCUACGUAUCUGGAUGCAAGUCGAAUUUGGUGGGUCGCAGUCAUGGUAAAGAGUGACUUACAGGUAACACUUAUGAGAAAGAUUAAAACUUUACCUCCAACGACAACGCCUCCUUCUCCAACAACUGUGGCUCCUUCUCCAACUCCAACCACUGCAGUUCCUCCUUCUCCAACAGCAGAUCCAGGACCACAACCUUCAACUUUACCUCCAACACCAGAGCCGCCUUCUCCAACGGGAUCUUCCGGUCCUCCAACAAAUACUGCAACGGAAAUGCACACUGCAACCGCCGCACCUCCAACAACAACUGUAUGCAACGGCUCUCGAGCAUACUGUAGUGAUUGUGGCAUAGCAAAUAUCAGCGUGGCUGACUACAAGGUGGUUAAUGGUGCUGAUGCUUCUCAAGACGAGUAUCCUUACCAGGUGAUUGUUAUGCCGACAAUCAAGGGUGCAGAAUACCAGUGUGGAGGUUCCAUCAUCAAAAAGAGAUGGAUUCUCACGGCUGCUCAUUGCUUCUUUGACCGGAACGGGAACCAACCUAACCAGAAUGCAGUGGUAGUCGGGUACGGGAAUAUCAACCAGGAUUUAACGACACAAGUCACUGCGACCAAGUAUAUCGUUCACGAGAAUUACGACAAAACUACUUCCGCAAAUGACAUUGCUCUCAUCGAGUUACCGAGAGCUCUGGAUUACGAGACCGAUCCCGCUAUCCAGCCAAUUUGCCUGGCUGUAGAGUCUGAUAUACCCUAUGGAGGAAAGGCGGUUGCUACUGGAUGGGGAACACUGGUUUAUCAGGGCACGACACUGCCCUCCAUUCUUCAGGAAGUGACCCUUGACAUCAUACCCAUCAGUCAGUGCAAGUCAUUGACCUCCCUCCCUGCGGAUACCACGAAGGUUGUCUGUGCUCUUACGCCAACGAAGGACACUUGCCAGGGGGACAGUGGUGGACCCCUAGUGGCCAAAGUGUGCCCAAACCAGUGGGUACAAAUUGGCAUCGUGAGCUAUGGCGUUGGAUGUGCCUUCCCCAACGAUCCGGGCGUUUACACGCGAGUUUCAGCCUUCAGACAAUGGAUUGACGUCAACACUGGUUCCAGUACAUCUUGUUGAUCGAAUGGACUUCAGGACACUACAGAUUCUCUCUCUCUCUCUCUCUCUCUCUCUCUCUCUCUCUCUCUCACACACACACACACACACACACACACACACACAGGCACUGAUACCCAUUUUAUGUAAGAAAUGGUAUAAGAUAAUGAUAGUAUAAAGCCAUUAUUAUCAAACUGACAAUUUCUAUGGGGAUUGUGGUUUUGCAUCUUGAACAAGUUAUUUUGAAAUAAUAAUAAUAAUAAUAAUAAUAAUAAUAAUAAUAAUAAUAAUAAUAAUAAUAAUAAUAAUAAUAAUAAUAAUAAUGUGAAAUUGCUUUUUGCUUUAUGCACUUGUUUUAGAUUCUUAUAUGGUCAACUUAGGAGAAACUUACAGAUUCUGUGUUGAUUUUCAUUAAAAUUGAUUGAAAUCAGGUGUAUUAUACCCUCAAGACAAUUAAAUAUGAUACUGACUCAUUUAACACUUUGUAUAAAUUCGCUUUUGAAAUAUCAAUGGUCAAAUUACACUUUCCAUGACUUAAAAUGAUCACAAUA
Macrobrachium nipponense is the source of this 1901-nucleotide messenger RNA. RefSeq names its product trypsin-1-like. Gene Ontology annotation, biological process: proteolysis. The record is from RefSeq and is a predicted model, not a curated record. Bases 1 to 1374 code for a protein of 457 amino acids. The transcript has 9 exons. Gene Ontology annotation, molecular function: serine-type endopeptidase activity. Lineage: Eukaryota; Metazoa; Arthropoda; Malacostraca; Decapoda; Palaemonidae.